UUUGUUCUUCCAUUCGAAUCAACCAGUAUUGCUUGAGCGUUCGGAGUAGCAGUGUGUGAGUGUGCGGUGAAAUGACGUCAAAUGAAAACAAAAACAAAAACACUAACGCUUUGGUUACAUACGACCAAUUCAAGUCUUUCUUGCAUGCAAAUUUCGACAACUUUGACGAACUGUUAAGCUUUUCGGCCUCGCGAGCCUUGGCUGAUGGUGAAAACUAUAUAACAACAAUAAUAAGAAUCAGUGCUGAUAUUAAGUUGAAAGAUGCAAGUCGUGAGCAAGUUAAAUUCAUGCUGAAGAUUCCAUUGCAGCUGAAGGAGAGUAAAGAGAAAAAGCAAACUGACGACGAUGGCUAUCACGAACUUUUCGUCACCGAAGCAAAUAUGUACGACAACAUCGUGCCGGAGUUGGAGCAAAUGUAUGCCAGCGUUGGGGUGUCGUUGCAAUUCAAACCAAACAAAUAUCGAUUUGCGCAUGAAAUGAGUUGCAACUACAUUUUGAUGGAAGAUCUGCAGGCGAGGGGAUUUGAAAUGGCACCGCGUCGGGAGGGGCUCGACGACGCACAUACAAAGGCAGUACUUGACAAGCUAGCCCAGUGGCAUGCGGCCUCGGUUAAGAGAAUUGAAAUUAAGGGCGCCUACCCGGAGGGAUAUAUCAAGAGUUACUUCUCAGAGCAGAGUUUGCCCUUUAUCGUGAAAAUGAAUGCAGCGUUUAACGAGCCAUUCGCGCAAUGCAUGGAUGCCUACGACUUGAUUCCCACAGAGAAGGAGCUUAUAUUAACUUUUAUGCGAAAUAUGAACGAGUUGUAUGUAAAAUUCGGCAGUGUCGACACACAAGCCUUCAAUGUUCUGAACCACGGUGAUUUUUGGAUAAACAAUGUUAUGUUCCAACACGACGGCGAAGACCGUACCACGGUUAAGGAAGUGCUCUUCAUUGACUUUCAGCUGCCCAAGUACGGAACUUUUGCAAUGGACUUGUUUUGCUUUCUAAUGACCUCACCAAAUUGGUCUAUAAAGCUGAAGAACUUCGAAUCUUUUGUUGAAUACUAUCACCUGAAGCUAAUUGAAAAUUUUCAAAUGUUGCGAUAUGAGAAACCAGUACCAACUUUGGAUGACUUACGAGCACAACUGGAAAAACAUGGAUUAUGGGCAUUUGUUUGUGCACAACGCAUACUCGCUGUGGCCUUACUGGAUUCUCAAGAAAAUUCUAAUAUAGAAACUUUUAUGAGUGAUAACGAAGAGGGAAGAGCGUUUAAGAAGCGAAUGUUUUACAAUCCACUUUAUGUGUCGCAAAUGAAGGAGAUUUUACCUUGGCUUAUAGAGAAGAAUUACCUUCAUUAUCUUACACAGGUCUCAUAAAAAGUUCUUACUAUAACUAUACAAGAUGCCAAAAAUAUGAUACUUUUUUGUAGUUUGGAUGCAAAGGUGCAAUAUUUUAUUUAAAAACUCGAAUGAAGAAUAAAUUUUUUGUAUUGGUAAAAAAUUAAUAGAAUUACAUGUGUGUAUGCUUGUGGCU
Rhagoletis pomonella (apple maggot) is the source of this 1512-nucleotide messenger RNA. RefSeq lists its product as uncharacterized. The coding region runs from base 72 to 1355 and encodes 427 amino acids. NCBI's taxonomy places the organism in Eukaryota, Metazoa, Arthropoda, Insecta, Diptera, Tephritidae. The record is from RefSeq and is a predicted model, not a curated record. The transcript has 4 exons.